Chenopodium quinoa (quinoa) is the source of this 4296-nucleotide messenger RNA. RefSeq lists its product as uncharacterized. NCBI's taxonomy places the organism in Eukaryota, Viridiplantae, Streptophyta, Magnoliopsida, Caryophyllales, Amaranthaceae. The record is from RefSeq and is a predicted model, not a curated record. Bases 30 to 3674 code for a protein of 1214 amino acids. The transcript has 27 exons. Gene Ontology annotation, molecular function: protein binding; ATP binding; nucleic acid binding.
UUUUCAUCGUUUGGCAGAGAAAAAAAAAAAUGGAGGAGAGAGAAAUUUCAGUACGUAGUCUAAGCGGAGAAUCCAUCACCAUUUCAAUUUCAUCGACCAAAACAAUCGCAGACCUCAAACUCAUUUUGAAGAACCGCUUUCCUCCUGCCUCUUCUUCAUCCGACUUUCAUCUUUUUCUGAGAGGUAUGAAACUAGGUGUUAAGAGUUUAAUAGGAAGUCACUCCAUAAACUGUGGAGAAUUUGUUGCUCUUAUGCCGUUUACAAAGAAAGCUAAAUCCCAAAAUAUACACUCUGAGGAAUCUGGAGUAUCCUCGCAGACUACUCCACAAAGUGAACCUUCACACGUAGCAGAAUCAGCUUGGCGUGAUAUGAUGGAAGAUUUGUCUUAUCUAAAUAACACAAUGAGUUCUGAAGAACAUUCUGGCUGUUUGCCAGAUCAUUUUGAUAAAAGUAAAGGUGUCAUGAUAAACGAGAAUCUCUCAAGUAAUUAUGCAAGAAAGCGUAGAAAGAUAUCCCAAGUUGAAAGUAAGGCAGGGCUUGCUGAUGAUCUUAUAUCUAGUUUACUGCGUUUUUCUAAUAGGCAUGUUCUUGAUCAAGAAGUUUGUGAAAGUUUUCUCAAGAUAUUGGAGUCUGUGCAUUGUUUAUCGGAUGCAGAAACUGGGAACUGUAUGUUGUCUAGCAAGUUUAAUAUGCAGGGGAAUGGCCAACCGGCCCAGCCCUCUUGUUGCCUUUGCCCAACAUGGUUAACGAUAAUGAUGCAGUCCUUUGCGUUCUUGAACAUUUUUGCUGGAUUUCUUCAAGUGAAUCACGAAGCUGUUACAUUUGACCUUGUCAAGAAUUCACUUAAUAAACUUCGUGAACUUGGUUUCUGUGCUAGUGUGGAAGACUUGAAGCGUCUGCCAGAUCUCUGCCCUAAGGUUGUGCAUUUUAUUGACCAAGAAACAAAAAGUAAGAUGUCACUUGAUGUUAUUGUAGUAAAUAAUUUCUCAAGGGAACAGUCUGACCAUAUUAAAAGUAAUGUCAAAGCUCGAAAAUGGGUUCCUGUGUUAAAGAUUAUUAGUUCGAUAAAUAGAAGACAAAUACUUUUCAGAACAACUUUAGAGGAAGGUUUCAGAUUACUUUUGCCUGAUGGAAUCUAUGUGAAAGCUAUUUCACUGGAGGAGCUUAUCACUUCUGUAAAGAAAACUGAUCCAACCUCUUAUGGAAUCGCUGCAGAAAAAAGUAGGAGCUCUAUUGAAGUGCGGUGUUGUGUGACUCAUCCACUUUCACCCAUGUUGAUGCUUGAACAUCUUAGGAAGGGCAUCGGCUCUCGUGGACAGAUAGUACAUAUAGAAGAAGUUAAGGCAAGAGUUGCAGUCUACACUGAUAUCCCUGAUGAAUUAUCCGAAAAUGCGAAGAGUGCUCUAAAGACUCUAGAGAUUACUAAGUUGUAUAGCCACCAGGCUGAGUCUAUAAAGGCUUCUUUGUGUGGCAAAAAUGUCGUGGUAGCCACCAUGACAUCUAGCGGGAAAUCUCUUUGCUAUAAUAUACCAAUACUAGAAGCAUUAUCCCAAAACUGGCUAUCAUGUGCUCUAUAUCUGUUUCCUACUAAGGCCUUAGCUCAGGAUCAGUUGCGAGCAUUGCUGUCUAUGACUGAAAAUUUUGAAAAUGUCAAUAUUGGAGUUUAUGAUGGUGACACUUCUCAAAAAGAUAGGAAUCAGCUUCGUGACAGCGCUAGACUGCUGAUCACCAAUCCAGAUAUGCUGCAUAUGUCAAUCUUGCCAUAUCAUGGACAGUUUCAGCGAAUUUUAUCUAAUCUCAAGUAUGUAGUCUUUGAUGAAGCACAUGCUUAUAAGGGAGCAUUUGGAUGCCAUACUUCCCUUAUAUUGAGGAGACUACGCCGGUUAUGUUCUCAUGUGUAUGGCUCUGAACCUUCUUUUAUCUUUUCUACUGCAACUUCUGCCAACCCCCGUGAGCAUGCAAUGGAACUUGCAAAUUUACCAACAAUGGAGCUGAUUGAAAAAGAUGGAAGUCCGUCCGCUCCAAAGUCCUUUAUUCUUUGGAAUCCACCUUUGUUACCAAAAACAGUGCAGCGAACUGGCACAAGAAUCAAAACCAUUGUCACAAAGAGGUCUAGCCCUAUAUUGGAGGUUUCACAACUCUUUGCUGAAAUGGUGCAGCAUGGACUACGUUGUAUUGCUUUCUGCAAAACACGCAAACUUUGUGAAGUUGUGUUAUCUUACACACAUGAGAUUCUUCAAGAUACAGCUCCUCAUCUUACUGAUUCCAUCUGUGCUUAUCGUGGUGGCUAUGUUGCUGAGGAUAGGAGAAGGAUAGAGAGUGAAUUCUUUAGCGGGAAGCUCUGUGGAAUCGCUGCAACUAAUGCUCUUGAGUUGGGUAUUGAUGUAGGACACAUUGAUGUGACAUUGCAUCUAGGUUUUCCUGGUAGUAUUUCUAGUCUGUGGCAACAAGCUGGUAGGUCUGGAAGAAGAGGAAAACCGUCACUUGCUGUGUACGUUGCAUUUGAUGGACCACUGGAUCAGUAUUUUAUGAAAUUUCCACAAAAAUUAUUCCGAAGCCCUGUAGAAUGCUGCCAUGUAGAUGCUCAAAACCCAAAGGUUCUUGAGCAGCACCUAAUUUGUGCUGCCAUAGAGCAUCCUAUAAGUUUGAUAUAUGAUGGAAAGUAUUUUGGCUCUGGUUUAAACGAUGCUGUUACAGCACUUGAAAGCAGGGGAUAUUUAUCUGCUGAUCCCUCUCGUGAGUCAAUAGCAAAGAUAUGGAGCUACAUUGGGCAAGAGAAAUCACCUUCUCGUUCAAUUAGUAUCCGUGCAAUUGAGUCUGAGAAAUACAAAGUGAUUGACAAGAAUAAUGAAGUUCUUGAAGAGAUUGAAGAGAGCAGGGCUUUUUUCCAGGUAUAUGAAGGGGCAAUCUACAUGAAUCAAGGGAAGACCUAUCUAGUAAAGGAGUUGGAUUUAUCUAGUAAGAUUGCACUUUGCCAAAGAGCGGACGUAAAGUAUUAUACCCAAACUCGUGACUACACUGACAUUGAUGUCAUUGGAGGUGCUCUUGCUUACCAAAUAAGAGCUUCAAAGAUGCAGUGUCAUGGAACAACUGCCCUAACAAAUUCCUGCACAGUAACCACCACUUGGUUUGGUUUCCGUCGCAUUUGUAAACGAACCAGCAAGGUACUUGAUAAAGUUGAUCUUGCACUUCCCAAGUAUUCAUAUGAGUCACAGGCUGUCUGGAUUCGAGUUCCCACAUCUGUGAAAACAGCUGUAGAGAAGGAGAGAUUUUCUUUUCGUGCCGGCCUACAUGCUGCAUCUCAUGCUGUCCUCAAUGUAGUUCCGCUCUACAUAAUCUGUGACUCUUCAGAUUUAGCUCCAGAAUGUGCAAAUCCUCAUGAGACCCGCUAUGUACCAGAAAGAAUCUUAUUAUAUGACCAACGUCCUGGAGGAACAGGGCUUUCAAUGCGGAUUCGACCACUGUUUAAUGAUAUGUUGACUUCUGCUUUGGAUAUGCUUACAUCAUGCUACUGUUCAGGAGAUGUUGGUUGCCCCAACUGUGUCCAAACACUCGCCUGUCAGGAGUAUAAUGAGCUAUUGCACAAGGAUGCUGCAAUCAUGAUUAUCAAGGGUGUUUUAGAGGCGGAAGACUUGUACUGGCGACAAAAUCCUGGCCCUUUGGAAACUGCGUGAAUUUGGAUGUGGCAGCUUAACCUUGAAGACACUUAAAAUGCUACUUUUUGAAUCACAUGCACAACAAAACUUCAUAUUUGGCUCCAUUUCUCAUCUCAGAGAGCUUCUCGACCUCUACUUCCUCUUGUGAAAUUGGUGAUCUUGAAUUGUGACAGCUCCAAGGCUCUAUAUACUGAGAAACAACUGUGGUUUGUGGUUUCCGUCUUCAGAGCUGUGACUACUGCAAAAAAAUCUGGUCAUGGGUGCUUACAAAUCCACCUGCAGCAGUCAAUUUUAACUUAUGUGGGAUGGCAGUAGUGUGUAUCCCAUCUUCAGCACCUUGGCAAAGUAUUAUAUGAAUCCCCAACUCGUGUAGUUAUUUAGCUGCUGAUAUUUACAUGCAGCUUCAGUUUUGACCUCAUGAACUGACUACAUCCAGAGUGUUUCAUCGGAAUACAUCCUUGCGAAACUACAAGAAACAUACCUCUUACAUGAACUGUACAUAGUGUAUUUCAAAGACAAAUGCUCAUACAUUCAAUUAAAAAGGGUAUUUAAUUGUCCAAAAGAUUUUAUGUUGAUGAGGUGAAUGUACAUAGUACGUAGUUUCAUAUCAAUCAAAUACUAGUAUUGUUUUGGUGUUUCA